Messenger RNA from Caenorhabditis angaria, 608 nucleotides. The record is from the annotation of a GenBank genome assembly. Lineage: Eukaryota; Metazoa; Nematoda; Chromadorea; Rhabditida; Rhabditidae.
AUGCGGUCGCAUGAUAACGCGUAUAAGGUGAGUUGAGCCAAUUUUCCAAAACGCAGUCGAACAAUUUUCCAGGGAUUGCUUAUUUUCUCGGUCCUGAUUGAUAUUCUUCUAUGCUCCGCGCUUCUAGUUUCACUGAUUUUCUAUUUUCACAAUGGAAAAUAUUUCUCUACUCAUUAUAUAAUCGGAUUUGCCACGUUUUUCAUACUUUUCCUAAUUUUCCUCAUAUCCUUGGGAGUCGCUUUGAAAACCCGGAAAAUUCCGGCCAUUCUGACUACUGUAGCAGUUACUGUAGCCAGGUUCUUAAGCGCCAUUAUAAUUGUAAUCGCUUGGAUGUCAGAUUAUCAAGGAAGUUCAGAAGAUGAAGUUGUGAAAUCGAAUGAGGAAGAUCCAUAUCGUUGGAUUUCGAAUCGUAAAUUCUAUUUGAUUAUUUUCACAGUGAUUUAUAUUCCGAUUUUUUGCAUGCAACUUUAUGUGCUCAAUCGGUGAGAAUCUUAAACUUCCAAUUCAAAUUCAAUAUUUGAAUUAUUUUUCACAGAUACUAUUCUCAAUCCUCUUCCAACUCAAGAAACACCCCAAAAACCUACACAACAACACUUCAUUUCAAAUGA